AUGCCAAGUACGAGCACAAAAAGAGGCCAUGGAAUAAUCAUCUGGAAGUGCGCGAACAGUUUCGCAUGUAAAGCCUGGGUUUCGUCUGAGUUCGCAACCUCGGGAACGACGAUGGCGAACGUUGUGGCGCCGAAGAGAAGAGGGCACGAGGGGUGCGGUCAAAAGCUGCAAGGGCACUACCCAGGCGUGCGAGGUAUUACUUACAACCUGAACCGUUGCGUGUUACAGCAUCACCUAGCUCGUAUACCGCUUGCGGUGACGUUUGGAGCCUUGCCGAUUUUGUAUGUUUACGAGAUCACUAUUUCCUUUUUCGUGUUAGUAACCGCCAUUUUGGGUAGCCGACAUAUGGUCCUUGACUCCUUGUCGCAAACAUAA
This is a messenger RNA of Aaosphaeria arxii CBS 175.79, 375 nucleotides long. RefSeq lists its product as uncharacterized. The transcript has 3 exons. Lineage: Eukaryota; Fungi; Ascomycota; Dothideomycetes; Pleosporales. Bases 1 to 375 code for a protein of 124 amino acids. The record is from RefSeq and is a predicted model, not a curated record.